AUGGCGACCGUCACUAUGACUAUGCCGCCACCAUCUUCGAAGCCCAAGAAAAAUGCCAAACUUCCCUCGGAGAAUGAACGGUUUAUGCGAGCUUGUUCUGAUAUUGCGAAUGCCCUAAUUCAGGACCAUGAAUCACAGAGGGAUCCCACGAAGCCCCGCAAAGAUAUCAACCUCAACAAGCUGCGGGGUCAAAUCGCCAAAAAGCAUGCCUUGUCCACUCAACCCCCGUUGACAGCCAUCAUCGCGGCAGUUCCCGAGCAUUAUAAGAAAUAUAUCCUCCCCAAAUUGAUUGCCAAACCAAUCAGAACUUCCUCCGGUAUUGCCGUCGUCGCCGUCAUGAGCAAACCCCACCGCUGUCCCCAUAUCGCAUACACUGGAAACAUCUGUGUCUAUUGCCCCGGUGGCCCCGACUCCGAUUUCGAAUAUUCCACGCAGUCUUACACUGGCUACGAGCCCACCUCGAUGCGCGCCAUCCGUGCCCGCUAUGAUCCUUUCGAACAGGCUAGAGGGCGUGUUGAUCAGAUCAAGUCCCUCGGCCACAGCGUUGAUAAGGUGGAAUAUAUCAUUAUGGGUGGGACGUUCAUGUCUCUUCCGGAAGACUACAGAGAAUCCUUUGUGGCCCAGCUCCAUAAUGCCCUGAGUGGCUAUCAAACAGACAACGUCGACGAAGCGGUGCAGGCCGGUGAGAUGAGUAACAUCAAGUGCGUCGGUAUCACCAUCGAGACUCGUCCGGACUACUGUCUCGACACCCAUCUGAGCAGUAUGCUGCGCUAUGGCUGCACGCGACUGGAGAUUGGAGUCCAGAGUUUGUACGAGGAUGUUGCCCGGGACACGAACAGAGGCCAUACUGUCGCUGCGGUGGCGGAAACCUUUAAGCUCGCAAAGGAUGCCGGUUUUAAGGUGGUCAGCCAUAUGAUGCCCGAUCUUCCCAAUGUGGGCAUGGAGCGCGAUCUCUUCCAGUUCCAGGAAUACUUCGAAAACCCAGCUUUCCGGACCGACGGUCUGAAGCUCUACCCCACCCUCGUCAUUCGUGGAACCGGUCUCUACGAGCUAUGGAGAACUGGUCGGUACAAGAACUAUACCCCGAACGCGCUGAUCGACCUCGUUGCCCGGAUUCUGGCUCUAGUGCCCCCGUGGACUCGUAUCUACCGUGUCCAGCGCGACAUCCCCAUGCCGCUCGUCACUUCCGGUGUCGAGAACGGCAACCUGCGUGAGCUCGCCUUGGCCCGUAUGAAGGAUUUCGGAACGACCUGUCGCGAUGUCCGGACCCGAGAGGUGGGUAUCAAUGAGGUCAAGAACAAGAUUCGACCUUCGCAAGUGGAGCUGGUUCGUCGGGACUACUACGCCAACGGGGGCUGGGAGACCUUCCUGGCCUACGAGGACCCCAAGCAAGACAUCUUGAUAGGUCUUCUGCGCCUCCGCAAGUGCAGCGCCACGCACACCUUCCGCCCCGAAUUCACCGGCCAACAGACCAGUAUUGUCCGGGAGCUGCACGUCUACGGCUCGGCUGUGCCCCUCCACGGCCGUGAUCCCCGCAAGUUUCAGCACCGCGGAUUCGGCACCUUGCUCAUGGAGGAGGCCGAGCGAAUCGCCCGUGAGGAGCAUGGCAGUCAAAAGAUCAGUGUCAUCUCCGGAGUCGGUGUUCGCAGCUAUUACGCUCGUCUGGGUUACUCCCUGGAUGGUCCGUACAUGUCCAAGACGCUGGAUCCCAUUGAAGAUGAGGAGUUCUUCUGA
Molecule: messenger RNA, 1734 nt
Organism: Aspergillus aculeatus ATCC 16872
Lineage: Eukaryota; Fungi; Ascomycota; Eurotiomycetes; Eurotiales; Aspergillaceae
Product: Elongator subunit ELP3
Exons: 2
Coding region: 1-1734 (577 amino acids)
Biological process (GO): tRNA wobble base 5-methoxycarbonylmethyl-2-thiouridinylation
Cellular component (GO): elongator holoenzyme complex; nucleus; cytoplasm
Molecular function (GO): acyltransferase activity, transferring groups other than amino-acyl groups; iron-sulfur cluster binding
Source: RefSeq, a predicted model, not a curated record